Messenger RNA from Postia placenta MAD-698-R-SB12, 573 nucleotides. RefSeq lists its product as hypothetical. The transcript is spliced from 6 exons. NCBI's taxonomy places the organism in Eukaryota, Fungi, Basidiomycota, Agaricomycetes, Polyporales, Adustoporiaceae. The annotation marks the transcript as partial. Gene Ontology annotation, molecular function: inositol hexakisphosphate binding. Gene Ontology annotation, biological process: cellular response to phosphate starvation; phosphate ion transport. Gene Ontology annotation, cellular component: cytoplasm; Golgi apparatus; plasma membrane. The record is from RefSeq and is a predicted model, not a curated record.
GGGAUCAUCUACUAUUUCACUUACUACUUGUGGAGAGCACAAGGUCGACGCACUCCGACAGGUGGCGGUUAUGGUAGUCGCUUCGUGGCCUGGGUUAUCCUAGGCAUAUGCUAUGCGACAUACGCUGCUGCAUGGGACAUUCUCAUGGACUGGUCGCUGAUGCGUCGCCAUGCCAAAUAUCCUCUAUUACGAUCGGAUCUAAUAUAUACAUCCUACGUUCCGCUAUAUUACUUUGCUAUUAUCUCGAACAUCGUCAUUCGUUUUGAAUUCCUCAUGUAUAUCCCCGAACACGGUAUCAACUACGUGAUCAGGACCUUUAUAGCCGCCAUGCUCGAGAUGCUCAGAAGAUGGCAGUGGAACUUCUAUCGUCUAGAGAAUGAACAUGUUGGGAACAUGGAUCAGUAUCGUGUGACAAGGGAGGUUCCCCUACCAUAUUCCUUCGAUGCAUCCCAUGACUCAGACGGAGGGGACGAGGACGAUGAUCUCGACGCACGGCUGAGCAUUUCUAGCAGAUCUUGGCGACGGCGAAACCCACGGACGCCGCUAGUCGAGCCCGUUGAGGAUAGCCAUUGA